This is a messenger RNA of Striga asiatica, 2025 nucleotides long. Lineage: Eukaryota; Viridiplantae; Streptophyta; Magnoliopsida; Lamiales; Orobanchaceae. The record is from the annotation of a GenBank genome assembly.
AUGAGACUCCCGCAACNCCUAUCUGGCCCCACCCUUGUCCGGGAUGCCGUCAUCACCGUCCCGGCCUACUUUAGCAACUCUCAAAGACAGGCCACCAAGGAUGCCUGUGCCAUUGCCGGCCUCAAUGUCAUCCGCAUCAUCAAUGAGCCCACUGCUGCCGCCAUUGCCUAUGGCCUCAACUACAAAGCAGAGAAGAAGAAUGUGUUGGUCUUCGACUUAGGAGGUGGCACCUGCGACGUCUCUAUCCUGACAAUAUCAAAGGGUACCUUCGAGGUGAGGGCCACCGCUGGCGACACCCACCUUGGCGGGGAGGAUUUCGACAACCGCAUUGUUGCUCACUUUGCCAAAGAGUUCAAGCGCAAGUACAACAAGGACCUUUCUGAAAUCCUGCGGGCCCUACGGAGGCUGAGGACAGCUUGCGAGAGGGCGAAGAGGGUUCUCUUGACCAAUACUAAGACCAAUGUGGACGUUGAGUGUCUGCACGAGGGGAUUGACUAUCACUCUAGCAUUACCCGCGCUAAAUUCGAGGAUCUCAACAUGGACCUGUUCGAAAAAUGCACCGAGCCUGUAGAGAGCUGCCUGAGAGAUGCUGGGGUGGAGAAGGCUGCCAUCCAUGAUGUCGUUCUGGUUGGAGGCUCGAGCAGGAUUCCCAAGGAUCUCAACAUGGACCUGUUCGAAAAAUGCGCCGAGCCUGUAGAGAGCUGCCUGAGAGAUGCUGGGGUGGAGAAGGCUGGCAUCCAUGAUGUCGUUCUGGUUGGAGGCUCGAGCAGGAUUCCCAAGGUUCAGAAGAUGCUGCAGUUUAUUUUCGAGGGAAAGGAGCUGUGCAGGAGCAUUAACCCGGAUGAGCUGCCUGUAGAGAGCUGCCUGAGAGAUGCUGGGGUGGAGAAGGCUGCCAUCCAUGAUGUCGUUCUGGUUGGAGGCUCGAGCAGGAUUCCCAAGGUUCAGAAGAUGCUGCAGUUUAUUUUCGAGGGAAAGGAGCUGUGCAGGAGCAUUAACCCGGAUGAGGCUAUUGCGUCCGGUACCGCCGUGCAUACAGCCGUCCUACGUGGCAUAGGGGACGACAAGGUGAGGGACCUCGUACUCCUCGAUGUGACCCCUCUCUCACUAGGAGUGCACACUGUCGGGGAGGCCAUGUAUGUCGUGGUCCCGCAGAACACGACUGUCCCCACCCAGAAAGAGCGAACAUUGUACACAAAUGUAGAUAACCAGUCAUCUAUGAGACUCUCGGUCAACGAGGGCGAGCAGGCAAGCAACUCUCAAAGACAGACCACCAAGGAUGUCGGUGCCAUUGACGGCCUCAAUGUCAUCCGCAUCAUCAAUGAGCCCACUGCUGCCGCCAUUGCCUAUGGCCUCAACUACAAAGGAGAGAUGAAGAAUGUGUUGGUCUUCGACUUAGGUGGUGGCACCUGUGACGUCUCCAUCCUGACAAUAUCAAAGGGUACCUUCAAGGUGAGGGCCACCGCUGGCGACACCCACCUUGGCGGGGAGGAUUUCGACAACCGCAUUGUUGCUCACUUUGCCAAAGAGUUCAAGCGCAAGUACAACAAGGACCUUUCUGAAAACCUGCGGGCCCUACGGAGGCUGAGGACAGCUUGCGAGAGGGCGAAGAGGGUUCUCUCGACCAAUACUAAGACCAAUGUGGACGUUGAGUGUCUGCACGAGGGAAUUGACUUUUACUCUAGCAUUACCCGCGUUAAAUUCGAGGAUCUCAACAUGGACCUGUUCGAAAAAUGUGCCGAGCCUGUAGAGAGCUUCCUGAGAGAUGCUGGGGUGGAGAAGGCUGCCAUCCAUGAUGUCGUUCUGGUUGGAGGCUCGAGCAGGAUUCCCAAGGUUCAGAAGAUGCUGCAGUUUAUUUUCGUGGGAAAGGAGCUGUGCAGGAGCAUUAACCCGGAUGAGGCUGUUGCGUACGGUGCCGCCGUGCAGGCAGCCGUCCUACGUAGCAUAGGGGACGACAAGGUGCGGGACCUCGUACUCCUCGAUGUGACCCCUCUCUCACUAGGAGUGCACACUGUCGAGGAGGCCAUG